AAAGCUCCUUCCUGGUUUGUGCUUCUGCUAGCCCUUCUCCUCACUCAUCGAAUCCACGCCUAUAACUCUUCUUCACGAGAGAAGGCGGAUAGAGGUCGGAACAGAGAUGGCAGGGUACCGGGCGGAGGAUGAGUACGACUACUUGUUUAAGUUGGUGCUGAUCGGAGACUCCGGAGUUGGAAAGUCCAACCUCCUCUCCCGCUUCACCCGGAACGAGUUCAACCUCGAGUCCAAGUCCACGAUCGGGGUUGAGUUCGCCACCCGUAGCAUCUCCGUCGACGGGAAGGUCCUCAAGGCUCAGAUUUGGGACACUGCCGGCCAAGAGAGGUAUCGUGCAAUUACAAGUGCUUACUAUCGAGGAGCAGUUGGCGCAUUGCUUGUGUACGAUGUCACUAGACGCGCUACAUUUGAGAACGUUUCACGUUGGUUGAAGGAGCUAAGAGACCAUACAGAUCCUAACAUAGUCGUCAUGCUGAUCGGGAACAAGUCAGACCUCCGCCACCUUGUUGCUGUUCCUACCGAAGACGGAAAGGCCUACGCGGAGAGUGAAUCUUUAUAUUUCAUGGAAACAUCUGCACUAGAAGCAAAGAAUGUCAACACCGCAUUCGAAGAGGUCUUGGCUCAUAUUUAUCAUAUUGUAAGCAAGAGAGCAGUUGAGGCAGGCGAUGAUGCAGCGGCAUCAUCUAUACCAAGUAAAGGCGAGAGAAUAAACGUGACGGAUGAUGCUUCUGCUCUGAAGAAACUUGGGUGUUGUUCAAGUUAGAUAGUUAAUGUUGUUGCCUAUCGCCUGUCUAUCAGUGAUACUUGUUUUGAUUCUCUGCUAUGAUUUAGUGAUUAACAUUACUAGAUUGAACCUGUCUAGAUUGAGAUUUUGUUAACUUAAUACUUGCUACUGAAAAUUCACGACUGUAUUUCAAUUCA
Molecule: messenger RNA, 921 nt
Organism: Zingiber officinale
Lineage: Eukaryota; Viridiplantae; Streptophyta; Magnoliopsida; Zingiberales; Zingiberaceae
Product: ras-related protein Rab11D-like
Exons: 2
Coding region: 107-763 (218 amino acids)
Cellular component (GO): endosome
Molecular function (GO): GTPase activity; GTP binding
Source: RefSeq, a predicted model, not a curated record